Molecule: messenger RNA, 2624 nt
Organism: Rhineura floridana
Lineage: Eukaryota; Metazoa; Chordata; Lepidosauria; Squamata; Rhineuridae
Gene: IRF2BP2
Product: interferon regulatory factor 2 binding protein 2
Exons: 2
Coding region: 481-2202 (573 amino acids)
Biological process (GO): regulation of transcription by RNA polymerase II
Cellular component (GO): nucleus
Molecular function (GO): transcription corepressor activity
Source: RefSeq, a predicted model, not a curated record
AGAAGGGAAGGGGGAGAGCCCAGCACGCAGGCGCUCCUGGGCGCUGUCGAAGAAUCGAGUCACUGGAGCAGAGCGCACCAGCGGCGGCGACGGUUUCUGGAGUCCCCGCCCCAAUGCGAGUGUCUGGGCGGCCAGCAGCCGGCGGGCAGCGCUGUAGUAGCGAGAGCGCGGUGCAGGCAGAGCGAGCAGUGCGCUGUACUGGGGGGUGGGGGGGUCUGAGAGUGCCUUGUUUGGGCGAUGCGUCUCGCCGUGUCCCUGUGAGUGACUGCAGCCAGGGGGACUAGGAGAGCCUGGCAGAAGCCAAAGGUGCUUUUCCCCGUCUUGUCUUGGAGCUGCGCUGUCCGCAAAAGGAGGCGGCAGUCCGUGCACGAGGCUGCAGCAGCUGCAAAGCACAGAGCCUCUCCGGUGGCUAGAAGAGCAGCAGUGGGAAGAGGAGAUCGGGGACGAGGCGCGGGGCGCUCGUUGCCCCUGGACUCGGCCAUGUCGUCCGCGGCGGUGGCGGUGGCUGCUGCCUCCCGCAGGCAGUCGUGCUACUUGUGCGAUUUGCCCCGUAUGCCCUGGGCCAUGAUCUGGGAUUUCACUGAGCCGGUCUGCAGGGGCUGUGUCAACUACGAAGGGGCCGACCGGGUGGAGUUCGUCAUCGACACGGCUCGGCAGCUCAAGCGGGCUCACUGCUUUCAGGAAGGCCGGGUUCAGCAGCCUCCCCAUGCAAAGCAACAGCCCCCACCGCUCAGCGCCAAGGAAAUGCACUCUGCGGCGGUGGCUGCAGCUGAAGCAGCGUCCCGUGCCCCGCCGCAGCCGCAUGAGCGCUACUCUCUGGCAGCCGCAGCGCCUCCCGAGCGGCCGCCGCGACUGGGACCUGAAUACGGAGGAGGCAGCAGGCAGGUUAAUGGCAUCCUGGUGCCCAACGGGUUUUCCAAGCCUGAGGAACCGCCUGAGCUCAAUCGCCAGAGCCCCAACCCGCGGCGGACGCACGCCGUGGCCCCUACCCUGGUGCCCCUCAUGAACGGAGCUUCCCUGCCCGCUGCUAUCAAUAUUAACAGCCGGGCGGCGGCGGCAGCCUCCUUGGCGGCCAUCUCCGGGGCGCCAACCCCGCUGCAGGUGUCGGUCUCGCAAGCGCAGCAGAGCCAGCAGCAGCCCGGGGAAGUGGGGGGGCACAAGCGGCCCGGCUCGGUAUCUUCCUCGUCGUCUAGUAGCGGUGGCGGUGGCGGAGCCAGCGACCUGGAGGGCAAGGACAAGGGGCACCAGCAGGCGCGCGGCUCAGCGGACAACCUGGAGCAGCUAGGGGUGGACAGCAAAAGCCGGGGAGCGCCGGCGGCAGCAGCGGGCUCGGAACAGGAGUGGCUGGCCAAGCCGAAGACGGUGCGAGACACCCUUCUGGCCUUGCAGCACGGCGGCCACGCGGUGCCCUACGAGAGCAAGUUCAAGAAAGAGCCCGGCAUGGCGGGAGGGAGGCUGGUGGGCUACGACAGCAACGGGGCUGUGGCCAAAUCAGGGGCACGAGCUGCAAGGAAGAGAAAGCCUUCUCCAGAGCCAGAAGGUGAAGCUGGACCUCCUAAAAUCAAUGGGGAGGCACAGUCAUGGUUACCAACCUCGUCAGAAGGGAUGAAAAUACCAAUGGCAGCAGCAUCUUUCAUGUCUCCGCCACCACCAACUGCUUCACCUCAUUCCAACCGGACCACACCACCUGAGGCAGUCCAGAAUGGCCAGUCUCCUAUGGCUGCGCUUAUUUUAGUUGCAGACAAUGCUGGGGGAAACCAUGCCUCCAAAGAUGCCAACCAGGUUCACUCCACCACCAGGAGGAAUAGCAGUAGCCCGCCCUCUCCAUCCCCUAUGAACCAAAGAAGGCCAACCAGGGAGGUGCCAAGUCAAGGGACAAACACAGGAGGGAUGGAGCCCGUGCACCCUGCCAGCCUUCCAGACUCUUCGCUGGCAGCCAGCGUCCCCCUGUGCUGCACUCUGUGUCAUGAGCGCCUGGAAGACACCCAUUUUGUGCAGUGUCCCUCCGUCCCAUCCCACAAAUUUUGCUUCCCUUGCUCCAGACAGAGCAUCAAACAGCAAGGAGCUAGUGGUGAGGUAUAUUGUCCCAGUGGGGAGAAGUGCCCUCUGGUGGGUUCCAAUGUCCCUUGGGCCUUCAUGCAGGGUGAGAUUGCAACCAUUCUUGCAGGAGAUGUGAAAGUGAAAAAAGAGAGAGACUCGUGACUUUUCCAGUUUCUCAAUGCAACAUCAACUUUAACAUAAAACUGCUUGAAUUGUAUAUAUCUAUAAAUACCUAUAAAUACCUAUCUAUAUAUAUAUAUUAUAUAUAGGACAAGGGAAAUGUAGACUUCAUAAAACAUGGCUGUAUAAUUUUGAUUUCCUUUUUUGAAUACAUUGUGUUUCUAUAUUUUUUGAAGACAAAAGGUAUGUACUUAUAAAAGCAUUUCCUUUUUUUGUUUUAGCAACUAUUUGUUGUGCUUCCUUGGUGACAGUUACUGUUCAGUGUAGGCUGUGACUUGCGCUGCUUUUUUAGAGCACUUGGCAAUCCAGAAAUGCUUCUAGCUGUGUUUGUAUGCACUUGUUUUUUCUCUCCUCUUUUUGUUUUUUUUUAAAUGCCAAAUACAUCUUCUGACAUUGUAAAGAUC